GAAUCCAUUUCACUGAUGCAAGAACAUUUUAAUAACAUAAACAUGGACCCACUCCCUGAACAUACACUAACAGACACUAGAUCUACUCUUAUUAAGGAGGAAUCAGCCCCCUCACAGACACUCACAUUUAUAAACCCACAGAACAUACACCGACAGAAUAUCCAUCUACUCCUAUCAAAGAGGAACUGGCCUCAUGUGAAGAGGGAAAUCUCACUGAUUCUUAUUUACUUCUUGAAUAUAGAUCUUUUCGGGUUAAGGAGGAAACUACUUUAUAUGAAGAUGAAACUAAAACAGACAAUGAUAUUUAUACACAGAGAGACUAUCCAAAUAAUCAUGUUAAGGAGGAAUCCGCCUCACUGGAAGAGGACAAUAACAAAAACACCAUAAUAUGUAGAUUUAUAGAACAUUCAUCUACAGCUCUUACUAAUCACAAGAACAUAAUACAGAGCAGAAUGUACCUCAGUACAUGCCAUCACCCCAAUGCAAUCGACAGAUUGUACACCUGCUCUGAGUGUCUGAAAUGUUUUGCUUGUAACUCAGAACUUGUUAUCCAUAAGGCAAUUCACAAUGAGAAGAAGUCAACUUCAGAAAUUGGGAAACUGUCCAAUCGCAUACCCCAAAGCUCUCACUCAGGGGAGAAAAUAUUAUUUACAUGUCCGGAGUGUAAUAAAUCAUUUAAUAAUAAGACACAUUUUAAAGUCCACCAGAGAAUUCACACUGGAGAAAAACCGUUCUCGUGUUCUGAAUGUGGGAAAUGUUUUAUACGGAAGGCAGAACUUAUCACUCACCAGAGAAUACACACAGGAGAGAAACCAUUUGCCUGUUCUGAGUGUGGAAAGCGCUUUAGCAAUCGUUCAAAUGUCAUUGCACACAUCAGAAUUCACACAGGAGAGAAACCAUUUUCAUGCUCUGUUUGUGGGAAACGUUCAUACAAAAGAAAAGCCAUUCUCGUGUUCUGCUUGUGGGAAAGCUUUUUCCACUAAUGGAAAUCUCAUGACCCAUCAGAGAAUCCACACAGGAGAGAAGCCGUUCUCCUGUUCUGUUUGUGGUAAAUGUUUUACUGACGGAUCAGGCCUUGCAAUACAUCGGAGGAUUCACACAGGAGAGCAACCUUUUCCUUGUCCCCAGUGUGGGAAAUGUUUUCCUAGUCACUCGCAUCUUGUUAGACACCAGAGAAUACACACAGGGGAAAAGCCCUUCUUGUGUUCUGAAUGUGGGAAACGAUUUAACAAUAAGGCAAGUCUUGUUACCCAUCAGAGAAUUCAUACUGGAGAGAAACCAUUCUCCUGUUUUGAUUGUGGGAAACGGUUUACUGCUCGCUCCGGCCUUCUGGCCCAUCAAAGAAUCGAUACUGGAGAAAAGCCUUUCUCUUGUUCUGAUUGUGGGAAAUGUUUCACUGAUGGGUCGGGGCUUGGAAUUCAUCUGAGAAUUAAUUCUGGAGAACAACCUUUCCUUUGUUCUCAGUGUGGAAAAUGCUUCCCAAGCCACUCACAUCUUGUCAGACACCAGAGGGUUCAUACAGGGGAAAAACCUUUCUGGUGUAGAGAUUGUGGAAAAUGUUUCACCAACCCUUCAGGCCUAGUUACUCAUCAGAAGAUCCAUGCUGGAGAUAAACCUUAUGAAUGUUCUGAAUGUGGAAAAUGUUUUGUAUUGAAGGGAUAUUUGACAAGGCAUUUGGUCAAACACGCAGGAGAAAAAAUGUCAGAUAUUAGCUAAAGGUAAACGAAUCAACCAAGAACAUAGUGCAAUUUGUCAUAGUGCAAAUCAUUUCAGAGCUUCAGGCAACUAUAACUUUUUGAAAAAUAGAAAGCCAACAAUAGUUAACCAAUUUGAGUAGUUAGAGGUUUUGUAAUAUUGUCUUGAUUGUGUGUGAGCAAAGGGAUCUACAAUUAGUCUUACUUUAUCCUCGUAAGUUAACAUCAGACAUAGAUUUAUGGAUCAGAUAUUUUAGCCCAGUAAUUCUUAACCUGUUCCUCAAAAGCUUAAAAUGGUCCCUGAAUUUACGAUUCUCUCCUUAUUUUGUUAAAUGGUGGUAUAAACUGACAUGGUUAAUAUGGUGAUUGUAACAGAUCACCUGGCACCCCAACUGGGUACCUCCCGUUGAAGGAUGCUCCUAGCACUUCCUGAGGGCUCUAAGUGCUCCACCAGAGACCAUAACCACCGCAGACCCCACGAACCGCCACAGCUUGGUUGGAGUUUCACCAUCUCAUACCCACCCUGGACCUACCACAAGGCUCCAGUUUCCAGUGGGUGAACCUCUCUUUCCCCAGAGAGUGAAGCAGGAACAAGCUCUUAAAAGAGCUUAGUAAUUAUCCAAGUGAGUAUGAAGAGCAUAGCAAUCCCUUGUAGCUGUUUCCCCCAAUAAAAGACAGGACUCUAAAUUGAGGGAGAAGUAGAACUGGUUUAAUGAGCACAAAGGCAUUUCUUAUAUACAGUUUUCCCCACAAGGUUACCACCCAUGUGGACCUUGUGGAGCACAGGACACAAAGUCACAACAGCCAAUCAACACAGUAUUGUACAGUCAGACACUCCCAGCUAAUGUACACAAACCCUCCCCUCUACCUGUGAUACAAUUACCAAACACAAUGGACUUACUCAAUUACCACAGGCAGAAAAUAUCCAGUUUUACCCAAAGUCCAGAAACACCCCAAAACAACAACAUAUCCCCACAAAUUAUGCAUCCAUAGAUAGCCCUGAUCUGGGUGAACAACAUAUCCAAAAAUCACCCAGAUCAGAGCAGGGGUUCAAAAGUUUUAUGAAAGUCACAUUUGACCGACCGGUCUAUCUCCUCCUCUAUCCUGAAGAUAAUUGGCUUAAGUGACUGUGGUAACUUAAUUAUCUCCAGUAACAGGAAAUAUCUCUAAGCCAAAAACUGUUACAAAAACCACAUAAAAAUACAUAACUCUUAUAAUACAAUGUUUAACCUAUAUGUCCAACAUAUCCCCAGAUAGUUUGGAUCUGAGCGCUCAGUAUGUCCAAUGUUAAAAGUGCCCUAUAGUACAAGGAAGGGUGAGGUCAGAAAAUAGCAAUGGCUGAUGGAAGAUUGAGGAGGGACAAAGCAGCCAGUUUCAACUGGUCUGGCAGUGUCCCUGGGACAACGCCCUGCUGGAGAACAACAGGACAGGAAAAAGGGGGAGGGGAGGAGGCAUAUUUUUACAUGGAUUUAAAGGGGCAGACAAAGUGUUUUAAAAUCCAAUAAGCCCAAAUAGACUUUUUAGCAUGUCUUUUUGCAGGGCCCGUUGUAUUGGGACAGGAGGCUGGCAAGUAGCCCCCUCCAAAAACUCAUGGCAAACUCCCUAAAAAAGGGGAGUUUGUCACAGUGAUGUACUUACAAAAUUUUAAGGAAAUCAGGAAAGUAAUUGAGUAAUUCACUAAACUCUGGAUUUUUUGCAAAAUAAAUUGCAAUGACAAAACUA
Pelobates cultripes (western spadefoot toad) is the source of this 3416-nucleotide messenger RNA. Lineage: Eukaryota; Metazoa; Chordata; Amphibia; Anura; Pelobatidae. The record is from the annotation of a GenBank genome assembly.